AUGAGUACAUCAAUAUGGGAGCUUACGACUGUGUGCAUUGGUAUGUGCAUCGAGCAGGGCCUGCAUAAGAGCCCACGACGAAAAGUGAAAGGCAAGAUUAGUUUCUUGCAUGAGCAGUUGCAACGACGGGUGUUCUGGGAAUGUUACAUGAUUGAUAGAUACAGUUCGGUUACCCUUGACCGUCCAGCCGCCGUCGCGGAUGAGGACAUUCAUGUUUGCUUUCCAGCCGAUGCGAAUGACGAAGAGAUCGACGCUGCAAAUUCUUCCGGGGCAUUUGCCGAUUUAGACUCAUUUUGUCAAGCCACUACCACAGGGUCUGCGCCGGAGAGUAAUACUGAAAUGUCCGUUUUCCUCCUGUGUCUGAGACUGCGUAAGAUCACUUCUAAGAUUCAGAAGAGAUUCCGACAAAAGGUUGAACGCGCGACUGGAGCGACCAAUCAAGUUUCGACAGAUUCAAUGACUACCAGUGGAAAGAUACAUGCAAGCUUAGAUGAGCUAUUGUCGGAGCUAGAGGAGUGGCGGCGCUCGGCACCAAUGUUCACAAAUCCACGGAGCCUCUACGAGACACAGGAAUGGUAUGAUCUUCUUCUCAUAAGGGAAAAGCUGCUCCUUGUACGCAAGGCAGUCGACCUUGUGCCAAAGCAUAGCAACAAUAUACCACCGCAGGAUUUGGUUUCACUUUGUCUGGAGUACUCGAUCAGGACUAUCACGCAGUUCUCUUCAAUGUUUGAAAGGAAGCAGGUUACAUACACCCGCAGUUAUUUCCAGAUGCUAUUCACUGCCGGCUUAUCGGUAAUGUACUGCAUAUCGGUGAUAACAAAUAACGAGUCAGAGACGAUAAUGCAUGCCGCGAAGGCAUUGCAACAGGGAGAGAAAACAUUGAAAGAGAUGGGAAAGGAUUUACCAGACGCGCUUCAUUAUGUAGCUGUCUAUGAAGCAUUACGUGUGAAUGUGUUGGGGAAACUGAGCAUUACUACUGAGCAAUAUCAAGCAGCUGCUGUCCACAAUAGUGAUCUUGACAGUCAUGACAUACCGGGUGUUGACCACCUUCAACAACAGCAGCAUCUUGUUCACUCCUCAGAUAGUUGGUACAGGUUGUCCAACGAACCUAUGCUGGACGAGCAACAGCCCGUUUCUACAUCUCUCAUCCCGUGGGGCAACUUACUUGAGGAUAGCACUUUCUGGGGUAUGGAGUCUGGGCUGGGUGAAUAUGCGUACGGCGAUCCAAUGUUACUGUUUUCAAAUAUAACCGAAGACAAUGGAUGA
Messenger RNA from Aspergillus chevalieri, 1266 nucleotides. Its product is annotated as fungal specific transcription factor domain-containing protein. The transcript has 2 exons. The record is from RefSeq and is a predicted model, not a curated record. NCBI's taxonomy places the organism in Eukaryota, Fungi, Ascomycota, Eurotiomycetes, Eurotiales, Aspergillaceae. Bases 1 to 1266 code for a protein of 421 amino acids. Gene Ontology annotation, molecular function: sequence-specific DNA binding; zinc ion binding; DNA-binding transcription factor activity, RNA polymerase II-specific. Gene Ontology annotation, biological process: DNA-templated transcription; positive regulation of transcription by RNA polymerase II.